AUGAGGCGAAAGGCCAGGGCGGAGCUGGACAAGGCGAAAGCCAGGGCGGAGCUGUCAGAACCUCGGGCCCCCAGGGCAGAGCUGUCGGACCCUCGGGCGUCCAUGGCGGUGAGGAUCCCUCAGGCGGCCACGGCGGUGAAGACCCCUCAGGCGGCCGCGGCGUUGAACACCCCUCAGGCGGCCACGGCAAUCACUUUGAAUGUUGACACAGUGCCUGUUGAGUUCACUAGCUCGUCAUGCACAUACUGCAGGCAAAGCUUUAUGCAAUCAUCUGGUUGCAAUGCUUUUUCAAACUGCGCACUUCAGCAUGAUGCAGAUGUAGACAGGGAUUUCUGCAGAGACUACAGAUCAGUUGGUGGUCAGAAAGCCAAAGACGUCUUCCUGAAGUGUCACUUCCCUGACCCAGCAGUAUUGGCUAUUGGAGAAGCUGUCAAAGGACUCACUCCCCAACCUUUGAUUUCCUGCGUCCUUACCGGUUUUUCAGAACUGAUUUUGGUGGACUCCAGAUUUGGUCCUGUGCCUCGAGGUUCAGUGCUCUCCUACCAAUGCCGUCCUGUUGUGACCAAGAACUACAUUAAACAUCCAGAUGCUCCUGUGUACCCUAAACUCCCUAUUAAUGGUUCUAAAUUUCUGAGGAGCUUGCACUUCGUGCCAAACUGUCACCAGUUAUUCCAUUUGGAGAGCUUAAGUGUCACACAAGAGUUGGCAGUUAUAAUAGAGGAGCGGACUCAGGAACAAUCCGAGUGUCCACUGUGGAAAAGCAUGCGCAAGCCUAGAGUGACUGCGAGCCGAUUUUAUGAGGUUUCUCAUGUGCGAGGGGAGACAUCUGGCCAGGCACUGGCAAGGCGGAUACUCAGGGGUGUAAAGCAAACUAGGGCAAUGAAAAGAGGCCUUGACAGGGAACCCGAGGUGCUGGAACGUUACUCUGAACUGUUUAAUGUGAAUGUCUCACCUUGUGGUUUCGUUGUGCACCCAGAUGCGUCCUACCUUGGUGGCAGUCCUGAUGCCAAAGUUUAUGACCCUAAUGCAGAUCCCUGUUUCGGGCUUACUGAAGUGAAAUGCCCAGAUGUUCCUACAGUUUCUGAGGUUGGGCAUAUAAAAAUUGUGAAUGGACAGGCAACCCUGAAAAAAUCUCACAAAUAUUACUGGCAGGUUCAAGGUCAGCUGGCUGUAACUGGACUCAGUUGGUGCGACUUCAUCACUGACACUGAAGAGGACAUGACAGUUCAAAGAGUGUGGAGGGAUAAUGUCAUGAUGGCCCAGAUGCGAGAAAAUCUGGACCUUUACUACUUUGGUGCUUACAUGGAUGAAUUUCUUAAGGGGGUAUGUAAUAGGGCUAUUUGCACUGUAUACUACUAA
Messenger RNA from Pimephales promelas (fathead minnow), 1359 nucleotides. The record is from RefSeq and is a predicted model, not a curated record. Lineage: Eukaryota; Metazoa; Chordata; Actinopteri; Cypriniformes; Leuciscidae.